AUGGUGGUGGUCAAGCGACGGCAGGUUCAUCUCUACCACGCAUGCUCGCUGAGCGGCGAAGGUGAAGCUGGCAGCUCUCACGUUUGCGGGGUAGACUAGUGAGUGACGGGCAGGGAAGGGUCGGAUCAUGGGGCUGGUGGUUGGCGCCACAGAUUCCGCCAGGCUACGGGCGUGUUAGAGCCGAGAGAGGUGGCGGUGCGGUCCGUGCGGGCGGAACAGGGUGAUGGCUACAGCAGUUGGGCGAUAUGCCGGCUCACUGAAGGGGCUCAACAGCAACCCCGAUGUUGUUGUUGUUGUU
Molecule: messenger RNA, 298 nt
Organism: Ectocarpus sp. CCAP 1310/34
Lineage: Eukaryota; Phaeophyceae; Ectocarpales; Ectocarpaceae
Source: the annotation of a GenBank genome assembly